Molecule: messenger RNA, 1506 nt
Organism: Calidris pugnax (ruff)
Lineage: Eukaryota; Metazoa; Chordata; Aves; Charadriiformes; Scolopacidae
Product: matrix metalloproteinase-27-like
Exons: 10
Coding region: 16-1476 (486 amino acids)
Biological process (GO): extracellular matrix organization; collagen catabolic process; proteolysis
Cellular component (GO): extracellular matrix
Molecular function (GO): zinc ion binding; metalloendopeptidase activity
Source: RefSeq, a predicted model, not a curated record
GGGAUGUAAGAGAGAAUGCACACAGAGCACAAAGCAGAUUGCUCUCCUGCCAGGACAGAGACAAGAUUAAGAAUGAAGGAUCUUUCAUUUCUGCUUUUAAUGUGUGCAGCAUUUUCUAAUGCUCUUCCUGUCCACCCAGAGAAAGACAACAAAGAAGAAGAUGCAAAGCUUGUAAAGGACUAUUUAAAUAAAUUCUAUGCUGUUGAGACAGAUCCAAAUCAACUUGGAUGGAAAAUAAAUGCUGAAUCCACAGCUGAAAAACUUAGGAAAAUGCAACAAUUUUUUCGUUUGAAAGUGACUGGAAAACCAGAUGCUGAGACACUGGAAAUGAUGAAGAAACCCAGGUGUGGAGUUCCCGAUGUGGGUCUCUAUGGUGUUACUCUACCAGGAUGGAAAAAAACCAAGCUGACAUACAGAAUUGUGAACUACACACCAGAUAUGAGCAAAGAGGAUGUGGAUAAAGCAAUCCAGAAGGCAUUUAAAGUGUGGAGCACUGUCACCCCACUGAUUUUCACUCGUAUUCAUGAGGGAAUAGCAGAUAUAAUGAUUGCUUUUGGGACUAAAGCUCAUGGACAUUGCCCUCGUUAUUUUGAUGGCCCCCUUGGUGUCCUUGCUCAUGCCUUUCCGCCUGGCAAUGGUUUUGGUGGUGAUGUGCACUUCGAUGAGGAUGAAGAUUGGACUACAGGCUCAGUUGGCUUCAACUUGUUCCUCGUUGCUGCUCAUGAGGUUGGCCAUGCCCUGGGACUCUCUCAUUCUAAUGAUCAGACAGCCUUGAUGUUCCCCAAUUACGCCUACGUCAGCCCCAGUGAAUUUCCCCUCUCUCCAGAUGAUAUAAGUGGCAUUCAGUCCAUUUACGGAUCUCAACCAAAUGCCCCAGAUAAAAGACCAGCCACCCCUACCUCACCUAAAAUCUGUGGCUCCCAGACAUCUUUUGAUGCUGUAACUACACUCCGACGAGAAGUCAUUUUUCUAAAGGGCAGACACUUAUGGCGAGUCUAUCCUGAUAACUCAGAAGUGGAACUUGAAUUAAUUUCUACCUUCUGGCCAGCGCUACCAUCUGGUAUUCAAGCUGCGUAUGAGAACAUGAAAGAUCAGAUCCUAUUUUUCAAAGGCAAUAAAUUCUGGGUUAUCAGCGGAUACCAAGUGUUGUUUGGUUAUCCAAAGAAUAUCAACACACUGGGCUUCCCUAAAGGUGUCAAGAAAAUUGAUGCUGCUGUUUGUAAUAAAAAUACAGGGAAGACAGACUUUUUCAUAGGUGACAAAUACUGGAGGUAUGAUGAAAAUACCCAGUCCAUGGAGAAGGGUUAUCCUAGACGGACAGCCAAUGACUUUCCAGGAAUUAACCAGAAAGUUGAUGCUGUUUUCCAACAGAAAGGAUUCUUCUACUUCUUCCAUGGAUUGAAGCAGUGGGAAUUCGAGCCUACUGCCAAAAAAGUUAUCCGUGAAAUGAAGAGUAACAGCUGGUUUAACUGUUAAUGGCAUUAAACUUUCUUACACACAGCAAAU